CUUGCAAGUCUCCGGCGAAGCCCAGACUUAUCGCAUACUAAUCCCCACAUUCACACUAUAAAUCUAUGAUUUGCCCACUCCCCAGAAACCCAAAUCUGCGAGCUAAUCAAUCAAUCAAUCCUUCUUCCUCCUUUUUCUUGAAUCUUUACAACAACUCGCAGAUUGCUGAGGAAUUUCACUCGAUUUGAUCUGAACAUGUUCUUCCAUUAAUGGCAAUAGAAGCAUAUGCUUGAUUUAGUUGGUACACAAAUGUGUAUGCUCCAUAUCUGAUGAGCAUUUAUUGUCUGCUCUGAGUCCUAUCAUUGAUUUCUUUCACUCCCUUUUUUGGCCUUGUUUGAAGAUUGAUAUGGGAGGGCAGAUUAGCAAAAAACCCGAUGAGGAAACUUCGGUACCUGCAAUAAACACUCUGCAGGACAAAACAGAGCUGAUGAAUUCAUAUGAAGCGGCGUGCAGGGAUGACACGGAUUUGCAGAAUUUUGAUCUGACCCUACAGGCUCGAACCAGUCAGGUGAUUAGUACCCUUGCGGCAGGGGUUGAGGUUAGGUCAUUAUCCUUUGAUUCCCUGAAGGAAGUCACAGAAUGUCUUUUGGACAUGAACCAAGAAGUUGUGAAAGUGAUCCUGCAAUGCAAGAAGGACAUAUGGAAGAAUCAAGAAUUGUUUGAACUGGUUGAGGAGUACUUUGAGAACAGCCUCAAAACCCUAGAUUUCUGUGUUUCCCUCGAGAAAUGCCUCAAGCGGGCCCGUGAUUCCCAGCUAUUGAUCCAAGUUGCCCUCCAGCAAUUCCAGGAAGAGAGUGAAGGGGAUAACAAAGACAACAAGUACACGAAAACUCUUGAGGAACUGCACAACUUCAGAGCUUUUGGGAAUCCAUUCACUGAAGAGUUUUUCCAGAUUUUCCAGUCUGUGUAUAUGCAUCAAGUCCUGAUGCUGGAGAAGUUGCAGUCGAAAAAGAACAAGCUUGAUAAGAAGCUAAAGUACAUCCAUGCAUGGAGAAAGGUGUCGAGCAUGAUCUUUGCCGCAGCGCUUGCAGCUGUUCUGAUCUGCUCCGUGGUGGCUGCCGCCAUAGCUGCACCUCCGGUGGCAGCUGCACUGGCGGCAGCCUCUUCCAUCCCCAUCGGCUCGAUGGGUAAAUGGAUCGACUCUUUCCUCAAGAACUACGAGGACAUCAUCAAAGGGCAGAAGGAGAUAAUAAACUCCAUGCAAGUGGGGAGCUAUGUCACCAUCAAGGACUUGGACACCAUUAGGGUUCUGAUCGACAGGCUGGAGAUUCAGAUCGAAUCGAUCUUAAACAACGUGGACAUCUCCAUUAACGAAGAGGCUGUGAAGAUCGGCGUUACAGAGAUCAAGAAGAAUCUGGACGUGUUCAUGAAGAACGUCGAAGAUUUAGGGGUGCAGGCUGAUGUUUGUAGCAGGGACAUAAGGAGGGCUAGAACUGUCAUAUUGCAAAGAAUCAUCAAACAACCCAACCAUUAGAAGGAUCAUCUCAUUCACAUGAUUUGAUUUCUCAUAUAGUACAGAUAGAGUGCUGCAAUUGUUUUUUCCUCAUCAUCUUUUUAUUGUAACAUGUAUGUGUCAUGACUCAUGACAAUUUCUCUUCUUAACAUUAUGAAAUAAGGAUAUUGUAUUUAU
Messenger RNA from Cuscuta campestris, 1630 nucleotides. NCBI's taxonomy places the organism in Eukaryota, Viridiplantae, Streptophyta, Magnoliopsida, Solanales, Convolvulaceae. The record is from the annotation of a GenBank genome assembly.